This is a messenger RNA of Spodoptera exigua (beet armyworm), 5702 nucleotides long. Lineage: Eukaryota; Metazoa; Arthropoda; Insecta; Lepidoptera; Noctuidae. The record is from the annotation of a GenBank genome assembly.
GUACCCUUAACCUAAAUAUGUUAGAAUAAUAUUAUUAUUUUUAUUAAAUAUAAAUGUUUGUUUUAGGGUAAUACUUGUUCUGUUUCGCAGAAGGGCGGUCCGCCCGUAGGUGGUCGGCGGGAGAACGCGGGCGUAGAGCGUGCGGCCGCACGCGUUUCCCGCACCACACACACCCGCCCAUUCACUGUUAGCAGUAGGCAGUUCACUCGGGGGGAGUUCGAUAGACAAUGUCCGAGGACUUGGACUCGAUCAGCGAGGAAGAACGAAGCUUGUUCCGACCCUUCACAAGAGAGUCACUGGCCGCUAUCGAAGCCCGCAUAGCUGAGGAGCAUGCCAAGCAAAAGGAACUCGAGAAAAAACGAGCGGAAGGCGAGGUGCGUUACGAUGACGAGGACGAGGACGAAGGUCCUCAGCCGGACGCGACCCUGGAGCAGGGCCUGCCGCUGCCGGUGCGAAUGCAGGGCUCCUUUCCGGCGGAGGUGUCCUCCAUACCCCUCGAGGACAUCGACCCCUUCUAUCACAACCAAAGAACUUUCGUAGUUAUAAGCAAGGGUAAAGAUAUCUUCAGGUUUUCGGCCACCAACGCCCUGUGGAUAUUGGACCCUUUCAAUCCUAUAAGAAGAGUUGCGAUAUACAUUCUAGUACAUCCUUUGUUCUCGUUGUUUAUCAUUACGACAAUUCUUGUCAACUGUAUUCUUAUGAUAAUGCCUACGACCCCAACCGUCGAAAGUACUGAUUAUGUGACGAUGGGCAUAGAUCUUGGCAACUUGGCCGCUCUCAGAACGUUCAGGGUACUCCGAGCGCUGAAGACUGUGGCCAUCAUUCCGGCCAAUUGGUAUGGGGAUGGUGGGGAAUAUCCACUUUGUGGAAAUUCAUCAGGAGCUGGUUCAUGUAUAAAAGCUGGUAAGGUGUUGCGGUCAGCGGGGUCAUGGCACGUGCUAUUCUUCGUAGUGAUCAUCUUCUUGGGCUCCUUCUAUCUUGUCAACUUGAUCUUGGCCAUUGUCGCCAUGUCAUACGACGAGUUGCAGAAGAAAGCUGAAGAAGAGGAACAGGCCGAAGAGGAAGCUCUAAGGGAGGCAGAGCAGAAAGCGGCAGCGCGAGCAGACAAGGCGGAGGCCCGCGAGGCGCAUGCGCGGGAGGCGGCGGCGGCGGCGCAGGCGGCGGCCUACGCCGAGGCGCACCCCGCCAAGUCCCCGAGCGACUUCUCGUGUCAGAGCUACGAGCUGUUCGUGAACCAGGAGCGCGGCAACCAGGACGACAAUACGCGCGAGCGCAUGUCCCUCCGUAGCGACCCCUUCCAGGACUCGGUGAGCACUCAGCCCACGCACAAGCCCACCGCCACCGACCCGCACCACGACUCCGCACGCCGCCCCAGGAAGGUCAGCAUGGUCCCCCACCCUGAACGCAUAACUAAAAUCAGCCAGUUACCAUAUGGGCCACUGCGCGAGGGCUCACAGGCUUCGUUAUCCCUGCCUGGCUCGCCGUUCAAUUUGCGUCGAGGGUCGCGAGGCUCGCAUCAGAUGGCGCUGCGGCCGAACGGUCGGUCGCGGUACCCGCCGGGCGCCGACCGCAAGCCGCUGGUGCUGUCCACGUACCUGGACGCUCAAGAACACUUGCCUUACGCCGACGACUCCAAUGCCGUCACCCCCAUGUCUGAAGAGAACGGUGCUAUCAUUAUUCCAGUUUACUACGCUAAUUUAGGAUCUCGUCACUCAUCAUAUACGUCGCAUCAGUCGCGGUUGUCGUACACGUCGCAUGGCGACCUGCUGGGCGGUGGUAAGGCGCAGACCAAGGAGGCACGCCUUAGGAACCGCUCAGCGUCGAGAAACCACAGCGUGACGUCACAACCACAUGCCUACCCACUGCCCGGUCAGGACUUUUCGUUAGCGUCCAGGCCACUUAGAGAAUAUGAAAUGAGCACGACUGAAUGUACAGACGAAGCUGGGAAAGUAUUGAAACCAUCGACAGACAAUCCCUUCAUUGAAUCUUCACAACAACCAAACGUAGUGGACAUGAGAGAUGUAAUGGUAUUGAAUGAAAUCAUCGAGCAAGCUGGCCGCCAGAGUCGGGCGAGCGAUCAGAACGCGGAAGACGAUGAGGAUGGGCCCACGUUCAAGGAGAAGCUCUUGGAGUGCUUGAUGAAGGCGAUAGACUUCUUCUGUGUGUGGGACUGCUGUUGGUUGUGGCUGGAGUUUCAGAAGUACGUGGCUCUGUUGGUGUUCGAUCCGUUCGUGGAGUUGUUCAUCACCCUGUGUAUCGUAGUCAACACACUGUUCAUGGCGCUCGACCACCACGACAUGGACAAAGACAUGGAGAGGGCGCUCAAAAGUGGCAACUAUUUUUUCACUGCUACAUUCGGAAUAGAAGCCAUGUUGAAAUUAGUAGCUAUGAGCCCAAAGUUCUACUUCCAAGAAGGAUGGAACAUAUUUGACUUUAUUAUUGUGGCCUUAUCACUGUUGGAGUUGGGAUUGGAAGGAGUUCAGGGUUUGUCAGUGUUGCGUUCCUUUCGUUUGGUACUCAACCUCUUCUUGGCCCUGUUACUGUCCAAUUUUGGUUCGUCGAGUUUAUCAACACCAACCGCUGAUCAGGAUACCAAUAAAAUUGCGGAGGCCUUCAACAGAAUAUCGAGGUUCAUUGAUUGGGUGAAACGUAACGUAGCCGACGUAAUGAAGCUACUGAAGAACAAAUUGACCAAUCAAAUUGCGAUCCACGCUCCCGAGCGAGUCGACAACGAACUGGAACUCGGCACGGACCUGGACGACGCCGUAUUGUACAAAGACAAGAAACUAAAAGACCAAGUAGAAGUAGCUAUAGGUGAUGGUAUGGAAUUCACUAUACCAGGUGACAAUAAAUACAAAAAAGGAAAGAUUUUGUUAAAUAAUAUAAAUGCAAUAACAGAUAAUCAUAGAGACAACCGGUUAGAUUGUGAAUUAAAUCAUCAUGGGUACCCUAUACAGGACGAUGAUACGAUAAGUCAAAAGUCGUACGGCAGUCAUAAAAUCAGAUCAUUCAAGGAUGAAAGUCAUAAAGGUUCAGCCGAUACGAUAGAUGGUGAAGAGAAAAAAGAUGCCAGUAAAGAAGAAUUAGGAUUAGAAGAAGAAAUGAUUGAAGAAGAAGAAGAUGGGAAAUUAGAUGUAGGUCUGGGCAAAACUGACAUCAUAGUAGCAGCAGACGAAGAAGUGGUUGACGACAGUCCUGCUGACUGCUGCCCAGAACCUUGCUAUGCGAAAUUUCCAUUCCUCGCUGGCGACGACGAAUCUCCCUUCUGGCAAGGCUGGGGCAUGCUACGGUUGAAGACUUUCAAACUCAUUGAGAACACAUACUUUGAAACGGCUGUGAUUACAAUGAUUUUGCUCAGUAGUUUGGCUUUGGCUUUAGAAGACGUAAACUUACCACAUCGACCCAUCCUUCAGGACAUCUUGUAUUAUAUGGAUCGUAUCUUCACCGUCAUUUUCUUCAUUGAGAUGUUGAUCAAAUGGCUUGCCCUUGGCUUCCAAAAAUAUUUCACUAACGCGUGGUGCUGGCUCGACUUCAUCAUUGUCAUGUUGUCGCUCGUAAACCACGGCGCGGUGAUGGCGGGCGCGGACGACAUCCCGGCGUUCCGCUCGAUGCGCACGUUGCGCGCGUUGCGGCCGCUCCGCGCCGUGUCGCGCUGGGAGGGCAUGCGCGUCUCGCUUAUAAACUUCGUAGCGGCGCUUUGUGGCGCCGGCGGCAUUCAGGCGUUCAAAACGAUGAGAACGCUGCGCGCACUGCGCCCGCUCAGAGCCAUGAGCCGCAUGCAGGGCAUGAGGGUGGUGGUUAACGCGCUGGUACAGGCGAUCCCGUCCAUCUUCAACGUGUUGCUGGUCUGUCUUAUCUUCUGGCUUAUAUUUGCCAUCAUGGGUGUACAGCUGUUUGCUGGAAAGUAUUUCAAGUGCGUCGAUCUAAACCACACAACACUUAGUCACGAGAUAAUUCCGGACCGAAACGCGUGCAUCUUAGAGAACUACACAUGGGAAAACUCGCCGAUGAAUUUCGACCACGUUGGCAAGGCGUACCUUUGUCUCUUCCAAGUGGCCACUUUCAAGGGAUGGAUACAGAUUAUGAACGACGCUAUUGAUUCAAGAGAGGUGGGAAGACAACCAAUAAGAGAGACGAACAUCUACAUGUACCUAUACUUCGUAUUCUUCAUCAUAUUCGGUUCAUUCUUCACCCUCAAUCUAUUCAUCGGAGUGAUCAUCGACAACUUUAACGAACAAAAGAAGAAAGCCGGUGGAAGUCUGGAGAUGUUCAUGACUGAAGACCAGAAGAAAUAUUACAAUGCCAUGAAGAAAAUGGGUUCUAAGAAACCGUUGAAAGCUAUACCGAGGCCGAAGUGGCGACCACAAGCCAUCGUGUUUGAGAUAGUGACGGACAAGAAGUUCGACAUGAUCAUCAUGUUGUUCAUCGGUCUGAACAUGUUAACGAUGACGCUGGACCACUACCAGCAGUCUGAGACCUUCAGCACAGUGCUCGACUACCUCAACAUGAUAUUCAUCGUGAUAUUUAGUUCAGAGUGCCUACUAAAAAUGUUCGCCUUACGCUAUCAUUACUUCGUUGAGCCUUGGAACUUAUUCGACUUCGUAGUAGUCAAUUUCUCAAUUCUUAGUUUGGUAUUGAGUGAUAUUAUAGAAAAAUAUUUUGUGUCUCCGACUUUACUGAGAGUCGUGAGAGUGGCGAAGGUGGGUCGUGUGUUGCGUCUCGUGAAGGGCGCGAAAGGUAUCAGGACGUUAUUGUUCGCGUUGGCGAUGUCACUGCCGGCUCUGUUUAACAUCUGUCUGCUACUCUUCCUCGUCAUGUUCAUCUUCGCCAUCUUCGGCAUGUCAUUCUUCAUGCACGUGAAGGACAAAGGAGGUCUCGAUGACGUCUACAACUUCAAGACCUUCGUGCAGAGUAUGAUCCUGCUAUUUCAGAUGUCAACAUCAGCCGGAUGGGAUGGUGUACUGGAUGGUAUCAUCAAUGAGGAAGAGUGUGACCUGCCGGACAACGAGAGAGGUUACCCCGGCAACUGUGGCUCGGCCACCAUCGGCAUCACAUACUUGCUGUCCUACCUUGUCAUCUCCUUCCUUAUUGUUAUCAACAUGUACAUCGCCGUCAUUCUCGAGAAUUACUCACAGGCGACAGAAGACGUUCAAGAAGGUCUCACUGACGACGAUUACGACAUGUAUUACGAGAUCUGGCAGCGGUUCGACCCGGAUGGCACCCAGUACAUUCGCUACGACCAGCUGUCAGACUUUUUGGACGUGUUGGAACCGCCGCUGCAGAUCCACAAACCGAACAAGUACAAGAUUAUAUCUAUGGACAUCCCGAUAUGUCGUGGCGACAUGAUGUUCUGCGUCGAUAUCCUCGACGCACUCACGAAAGACUUCUUCGCGCGGAAAGGCAACCCCAUCGAGGAUCCCGGCGACCUGGAGGUGGGGCGGCCCGACGAGGUGGGCUACGAGCCCGUGUCGUCCACGCUGUGGCGGCAGCGCGAGGAGUACUGCGCGCGCCUCAUCCAGCACGCGUGGCGCCGCCACCGGCGCGCGCACGACGCGCCCGGCGCCGGCUCGGGUGCCGCCUCGCCGUCCGGCGCCGCCACGGCCGUGCUGCUGGACGCCGUGACGCCCAACGGGCACCGCGUGGUGCUGGGCGGCGGCGCGGCGUGGCGCGGCGAGGCGGGCCCGGCGCCGGCGCCCGUCUGA